UUCUUUUUGUUUUUCAUUUAUUGAUGGUUAGUGGUGUUUAUCAUCAGUGAGCAAAUAGCAAGCCGUUCCUGUAAUUUAAUAUUUUUACCACUUGAAGUCAGUGUUGAUCCAUCAGUGUACGAGCUGCUCUUCUACAUGACUAGGCCCCUCCUGUUUCCACAAGAGAAGGACCUCACUACAGUCUUUGUCACAAAGACACGCAGGGAUGGUGUAAGGAAAACUCGCAUUGCUCAAACACUGUUUUAAUUCUCAUUGUCGUCUAAAAUAUUAAACCCUGGUUAGAUUCCGAUUCAUUUUUUUCAUGAUUGAACAAAAAAUGUCUUCGGAUCAUAGAAUGAGCUAUUUCUGGAUAUUUUUGAAUAUUUUCUUGAUGGAUCGUUGCUGGCAGACGGCGGCUGGACAGCUCUCCUAUUCCGUCUUGGAAGAGAUAACCCCAGGGACUGCAGUUGGAAAUGUCGCAAAGGAUCUUAACUUGAACACACAGGAGCUGGAAUCUCGCAUGUUUCAGAUCGUUGUGGGUUCAAAGAAAAAAUUAUUGGAGGUAAACCUGAAGACUGGUGUUCUCUUUGUCAGCGAGAGGAUAGACAGAGAGGAUCUAUGUCCAGAGGAACGCAGAUGCUCGCUUAACAUGGAGGCUGUAAUAAGCAACCCUUUAAAACUUUACCGUAUUGACGUGGAGAUUCUGGAUGUAAACGACAACGCCCCGCUGUUCACCACGAAAACACAGACUCUCUCUAUAGCAGAAAACACUCUACCAGGAGUGAAAUUUGCUUUAUCCGAAGCCACAGAUGCAGAUGUGGGCAAAAACGGGGUCAACAUUUACAAGUUAAGCCAGAACGAACAUUUUUCCUUGGCAGUGCACAAAUCAGGCGACAGCGUGUCUGCGGAGUUGGUGCUGCAGAACGCAUUAGACAGAGAGAAGCAGCCUGUCAUCAUGAUGACGCUCAUCGCUGUAGAUGGGGGGACUCCUCCCAGGUCAGGCACCUCUCAGCUCGUUGUGAAUGUGUUAGAUAUUAAUGAUAAUAUUCCGAUCUUCACCGAAUCUCUGUAUAAAACGAAAAUCACCGAAAACGCACGGCUGGGCGCAUCGGUAAUCGCAGUGAGCGCCACGGAUGCAGACGAGGGUCUGAACGGGGAGAUUGUUUAUUCCUUAAGGAGUAAAGAUCAAGAUCACGUGCUGGGUAUUUUUGAAAUUGACCCUCGAACUGGUGUGAUUAAUGUGAAAGAAAAAAUAGACUUUGAAGAGAGAAGGGCUUUUGAGAUACGUGUGGAGGCCAGUGACAAAGGGCAGCCUCCCAUGUCUGCUCACAGUAAGGUGCUGGUGGAAGUAGUGGAUCUAAACGAUAACGCUCCGGAAAUUACAGUCACGUCCGUUCAUCAGACAGUCAGAGAGGACGCAGCGACAGGAACCGUGGUUGCGCUUGUGUCCGUGAUGGAUAAAGAUGGUGGAAAAAACGGGGAAGUAACUGUUAAAAUUAAAAACGAAGUUCCGUUUAAACUUGAAACUAAUUACAGGAAUUAUUAUUCAUUGUUAGUUGACGGUCCCCUAGACCGAGAAACUCUAUCUAAAUACAGCAUUGCCAUAGAAGCUACUGAUAAAGGAACUCAACCACUUCACAGCACAAGUGUUUUUAUUAUAAAUGUUUCAGAUGUUAAUGAUAACCCACCGGUCUUCUCUGAUGAUGUCAUUAAUGUGUAUGUAAAGGAAAACAGCGAAGUGGGAGCUGUGCUUAAAUCAGUCACUGCAAAUGAUGCUGACAGCAAUCAGAACAGCAAAAUUAGUUAUUCCGUUUUACAAAAUAAUUCUAACUUACCGUUAUCUACCCUGGUGAACAUCAACUCGGAGACUGGAGACAUCAUCAGCCUGCAGUCUUUUAACUACGAGGAGCUAAAAACAUUUCAGUUUAAAGUUCAGGCCACAGACUCUGGUGUUCCUCCACUCAGCAGCAACGUGACUGUUAACGUUUUAAUCCUGGAUGAAAAUGACAACAAUCCAACAAUUAUGGCUCCUUAUUCUGAGCUGGGUUCUGUUAACAGUGAGACCAUCCCCUAUUCUGCUGAAGCAGGGUACUUUGUAGCAAAGAUCAGGGCUGUGGACGCAGAUUCUGGAUACAAUGCGCUGCUUUCUUAUCACCUGACGGAGCCCAAAGGAAGCAACCUGUUCAGGAUCGGAACCAGCACCGGGGAGAUCAGGACUAAGAGGAGGAUGAGCGACAACGACCUGAAGAGUCACCCCUUGGUGGUGCUGGUUUCUGAUAACGGAGAGCCUUCUCUGUCAGCUACUGUGUCUAUUGAUGUGGUGGUGGUUGAAAGCACAGCUGACAUCCAGACUCAGUUCAGAAACGUGCCUCUAAAGGAGGACAGCUUCUCGGAUCUGAACCUGUAUCUGCUGAUCGCCAUCGUGUCGGUGUCGGUCGUCUUUCUGCUGAGUCUGAUCAGUCUAAUAGCUGUCAGAUGCCACAGGACAGACGGUGGUUUCAGCAGGUACAGCGCCCCGAUGAUCACCACCCACCCUGACGGGAGCUGGUCUUACUCUAAAGCUACUCAGCAGUAUGACGUGUGUUUCAGCUCAGACACACUGAAGAGUGACGUAGUGGUUUUCCCCGCCCCGUUCCCACCUGUAGAUGCUGAACUGAUCAGUAUUAAUGGAGGAGACACUUUUACCAGAACUCAGACCUUACCUAACAAAGACAAGGUAAGAUAAUUAAACGACACCGUCAAU
Molecule: messenger RNA, 2722 nt
Organism: Nothobranchius furzeri (turquoise killifish)
Lineage: Eukaryota; Metazoa; Chordata; Actinopteri; Cyprinodontiformes; Nothobranchiidae
Product: protocadherin alpha-8
Biological process (GO): homophilic cell-cell adhesion
Cellular component (GO): plasma membrane
Molecular function (GO): calcium ion binding
Source: RefSeq, a predicted model, not a curated record